AUGAAGAGGAGUUUAGCUUCUUCAUCUUCUUCAUCUUCACCUCCAACAAACGCUAGAACAACAACAGAAAGCUGUUCAUCAACACCUCCCAAGCAAAAUGUUUCAGAGAGUAAUAAUAGUAAUAAUCCUCAACAAUGUAGAACUCCAAAGAGAAAGAUGAUAUCUCUGAAAUCUUUGAUGUCCAGUCUGCAUUGCUCUCCGAUUAAACCAAUCAAUACCAACAACAAUAUUUCUGGAUUGUAUGAUAGUAAUGAAGAUCAUGUUGUGGCUUCUUCAAAUAAUUGUACAAGAAUCACCACAUCAAUUAGUAAUGCUGAUAAUAACCAGAUUAGUAACAGAAAUCAAGAGACUCACCUUACACCACCUUUAUUCCCUGUUAGUGACGAAUUAGAUAGAAAGUUAAUGCCAUCACCAAGGAAGAAAAUCACACUUCGAGUUAAAUCUUCCCCUAAGAAUAGUACUAGUAGUAGUUCAGGAACAACAACACCAGCAGCAAAACAUCACGACAAUACCAAAACACCCCUCACCAUUUACAGCACGAGAGUAGCAGACUCUUGUUCAUCAUCUGAUUACCACAGAUCAUCCACAGCAGUCGAAUCACCAUGCCCAUCACAACCAGUUGUUGAAAAUAUUCCCAUGGAUCAAGUAGUUGGUUUCUUCUUUUUAUACGAAAGUCAUGAAAGUUUGAAACAAGCAACUUAUUGUCAGGUUGUGCCAUUAAGGAAAGGUAAAAGUUUGAUAUCAAGAAAGGGGGCUGAUGAAGUAAUUAGAAAUAAGAAAUUACCAUCCUUUGAUCAUUGGAUUUGUAUAGAUAGGACUUAUAUUUCAAGAGUACAUGCUCUAGUAGAGGUAUCGAAUGGAGAGUUUGUAUUUGUAGAGGAUCUCUCAUCCUCAAAUAGUACUCACAUUGUGGAAAAAACUGAAAAGAGGAAGAUUAAUGUAAAUAUUGAAUCUAACAAGUUAUACCAAUUGAGGGAUUGUAAUUAUAUUCUUUUUGGAAAGUUAUUAUGUCAGUAUAGAGAAAAUUCAGAAUUGAGUGAACAAUCAGUAUCUGAAGCUAUGCAGGUUUAUUACAAAUCUUGUAAUGCAACCAAGACACCACAAAAACCAAAGAAAACUCCACAGCUUACCGCUUCUAGAGAUGGAUCUCAGAGACAGAGAAUGUCAACAAUACCUGAGACUCCUGAAUUUAACAGACCUUCAAAACUUCCUUCAAUAAGGGAUAAAAUUGUACCACCAACAGUUUAUGCUGACAGAACAUCCAAAACAUCGGCAUUGGCAUUCGAAACACCAAAACGUAUUCAAGAGUGUUUGAAAACUCAACAAUCAGAAAAUCCAAUCCUCUCCAUUGAACAAACCCCUCCAUCCAUAUCUAAGCCAUCCUCGAGCACAUCGAGUGGUUUUGUAACACCAUCCAAUGUUGUAAUAGUAGAAACUCCAAGCAAUGGUUCAUCAAAUGAUAAGAAAGACUCUCCCCAAGCUAGUGAUCAGAGUGAUCAUCUCAACCUUACAGACAUUGAUCUUUCUUCUUUAAGCUUACCUGAUGAAUUAUUUGAGGACAUUGAAGAACAUGAGGAAAAGAAACAGGAAUCAACCUUAGAGGAUGAAAUGUUGGAGGAUGAAAUAGUUUUAACCGAUUAUGACGAUGAAGAAGAAAAUGAAAGGAAAAGAUCGUUUGAGGAUGAAGAGGAAUCUUUUAUUGCUCCAAAGAAAAAGAAGCUAAAGACAAAGAAGAGCGAUCAUCAAAGUCCACAUAUUUUAUUUACUGGAAUUUCACCAACAGAGGAAAAUAUUAAAGCUAUAGAAAGGUUAGGAGGCGUUCUAGUCGAAGAACCAGAGGCAGAGUUGUUAGCUUCAAGAUUGACUCACCUCAUAACAGACAAGAUCAGAAGGUUUGUAUUUUGCUUUUAA
Naegleria gruberi is the source of this 1911-nucleotide messenger RNA. RefSeq lists its product as uncharacterized. Bases 1 to 1911 code for a protein of 636 amino acids. Gene Ontology annotation, molecular function: protein binding. NCBI's taxonomy places the organism in Eukaryota, Heterolobosea, Eutetramitea, Acrasida, Naegleriidae. The record is from RefSeq and is a predicted model, not a curated record. The transcript has a single exon.